UAUGAUACUUUGAUUUAUGCCAGUGCAAAAUUCAAAUUGUUCGAAUCAUUCGACCGUCAAUCUCGUGUUUCUUGAUGUGUGCCUUUCUGCGUGUUCUUUAUUUGAUUUCAUUGAUACAUUUUCAUGUUUACUUUCCUAGUCUGUUUCUAAAUAAGGCAUAUUGAAGUAUUUAAAAGAAGCGUAAAGAAUUGCGAGGAUAAAAUUAGGAUUCUGGCAGGUUCUGCGUCAUGCGCAUCGCGUAGAAAAAUGAUAAUGUCUUUUUGCUUCUCGAAAAUCGCAUCCAAUGAAUGGAGGAUGUUGUGAAUGAGGAAGAGUACAUACAACGCCAAAAAACUCGUCAGCUGGAGGUUGUUGUUCUCUAUCACCAUGGCAAAUGAGGACGUACACAGUUGAAUCGAUAGAUUGGAAGCGAAUGAGUUGUUCUUUUAAACGAGCAAUUUUGAACGGAUUAGUUCUUGUGAUAACGUUUGCCAGAUAAGCCAUCAUGCUACCUGCCAACUCGCGAAUGCUCUUCAAGGUGUUCAACUUCUUCUAUUUCCUCGCGAGGCCACUCCUGAAAUGGCUCUUGCAUCGAUUUACCAACCUCUGUGAAUUGCAGCGAAUAUGCUACGGAUGUGCUCCGGGGGCGCUGCGAACCAGAAAGGUUCAGAUGUCCCUGGAACUAUCGCGUAGGCCACGCAUCAAACAAAUGCUGUUGAUCCUUAAUGAACUAGUCACAUGCCAGGUGGAGGAGCACUUCCUUCAAGAGGAAAUCACAACACGUGCCGUGGGGACAGUGCUACAUGUUAAGAAAAUCAAUCCCAAGGUACAUGUGGACUUCCCGCGAACUUUUGGCACGUGUGCAGAGAAAAUUUGGGGCUACAAACGUUUGUUCCAUUUGGUCGAAGAACUACGAAGCACACAGUAUGAUUGCGAGAAUGCCGAUCACGAAGAGAAACUUUUGAAACUUUGGGGCAUGUUAAAAGGGGACGUUCAACUCGAGGGAAGAAUUACGAACCAGUGGCAGGAUAUUGGAUUUCAGGGCGACGAUCCAAAGACGGACUUUCGUGGAAUGGGUAUGCUGGGGUUGGAUAAUCUAGUCUACUUCGCUCAACAGUACAACGGAACGGCACGUCACCUGCUGUCUCACUCGCACCAUCCACUGCACGGAUAUUUCUUCGCCAUUGUCGGCAUAAACCUUACCUCGAUGGCAUACCAUUUGCUGAAGUCGGGUGAAGCCAAAACCCAUUUCUACAAUCAACAGCGACUGUCGAUCGAAUCGUUUCACCAAUUUUAUUGCUAUCUUUUCUACGAAUUCGACCGUUAUUGGAUCGAAUGCAAACCGAAGAGCAUCAUGGACUUCAGCUGGAUUCAGAAGCGAUUCGAAGAGAACAUCCGGAAGCUACUAGCCAGCGAUACGUGCUGCUUCAAAAUGAAUUUGUCCGUUGAAAAUGUUUGAAGGCUUCUUUGUAGAUCUAAUGUUGAAAUUAUUCGUAAAUUCUGCUUGUUCUCGUCAAGUCUUUAAAAUUUUCAUAGCACCGCGUCGUUUUAUUUCAAGUGUGAUCUAGGGUAUGGAUUAUGUAUAUUUUGCCAGCUUGUUAAAAAAUAGAGAAUAGAGUAUCACAAUUAAA
Messenger RNA from Uranotaenia lowii, 1610 nucleotides. RefSeq names its product ELMO domain-containing protein 2. Gene Ontology annotation, molecular function: GTPase activator activity. The record is from RefSeq and is a predicted model, not a curated record. NCBI's taxonomy places the organism in Eukaryota, Metazoa, Arthropoda, Insecta, Diptera, Culicidae. Bases 485 to 1438 code for a protein of 317 amino acids. The transcript is spliced from 3 exons.